This is a messenger RNA of Raphanus sativus (radish), 1812 nucleotides long. RefSeq lists its product as uncharacterized. Lineage: Eukaryota; Viridiplantae; Streptophyta; Magnoliopsida; Brassicales; Brassicaceae. The transcript is spliced from 6 exons. The coding region runs from base 1 to 1812 and encodes 603 amino acids. The record is from RefSeq and is a predicted model, not a curated record.
AUGGAUCAUCCGAAAGAAGGUUCCGGUGAAUCUGGAAUGCCUCCCUCUGCCUCUGGAGCUAAACUAUUGAAAGUCAAGCAAGAAGUCGGAGCCAAGAUGAAGAAGGGGAAGAAGACAGCUAGGGAGACGAUCGCAACUAGAGUCUCUAAACGGAAGAAGAAGGAUGAUUCGAGCGGGAGCAGUCCACACUCGCCGUCGUUGCUGAAAAGCCAAGACGUGGUCAACCUCAUGGUUCAAGCUCUCGGCCCGAAGGAGCUUGGCCGUGCAUGUAAUCCCGACGAGACCCCCGAGACCGCUCCGGAGGGUUGGUUUUGUUGCCACGACAACUACAUCUCCAAGUCUCACUUGAGAUUUCCUCUCCCGACCUUGUUGCUUGAUCUGUUGGAUCAUUAUCAAUUAGCCCUUUCCCAACUUUGUCCCUCGGUUAUCCGGGUGAUUAACGGCUUUAUCACUAGGUCCAAGGAGGAGGGGGUUAGCGUCGGUCUCACCGAGCUUAUGAGCCUCUUUUCCUUAAAGGAAAAAUUCUCUAGUAGUGAUGACGACUGGAGAAAGAAAUACUUUUUUGUUAAAGUUGAUCCUUCGACAGUUCCUGCGGGUCGGAACCUCAGGGUUACUUGGACUAACCCAUCUGAAAUCGAAGAUCCUCCAAAGCUCUCUACCAAGCUUACCAGAGCUUUGUAUCGCAAGUUGCAGCAGAGUCCCUGUACCUGGGUAGCUUACACCACUUCUCGAAUAGGUGCAGCCAGAUUCCCAGAUACCUACAACGCCUCUUUUCAAGAUCCCAUUCCCGUCGGAGAUCUCGAAAGUGACUCAGUUGUAUCGAUUUCAACCGGUGCUAGCGCUUCAGGAACCGAAAAGACUAAGUCAGGCGACAUGACUCUGAGGCCAUCAUUCCGUUCUAGGGGUAACCCCUCGAAGGCUGCCAUGAAGGAUGUCUUGGACGAUGGGGGGUCCAGACCUGUCGUCGAGUCUGCUCCUGCUGAGGUCGCAGCUCAGGGUGCCACUCUUCUUCCUGAGGUCCCUAUGCCGGAGGCUGAUUACCAGGCUCCGAAAGGUAUCUCCGAAGUCGAGCCGUCGAGACACAAGAGGCCUAGGACCGACCAAGGCGGAGCUCCCACUCGAUCCUCUUCCUCGUCUUCUAGAGGAGGAACUGUUGGGUGGAGCUUCACUCAUUCAAAGCCUGGGUCGAUCCUGGAUGAUUCCUGGGGCUUAGCCGCGAUACUGAGGCACCUGAAGAGGGUAGGAUGUCCCCUUCCAGCGCUCAAGGACUUGACUAACCGGGAUGAGUAUCUCGACAUUGCCCACUGUAUGGGUCAGUUGGCUGGGGCUGUUAACAGAGCCCAGCUCAAGUUCGAGAAUGCUUUGCACGAUGCUCCCAAUGCUGGUGAGCUUGCUGAGGUCACUGAGAUGGUUCAGGCAGCCAAGGCCGAUCUCGAUCAGGCCCGGGUUCGAAUUUCUGAACUCGAAGCCGAAGUGACGAGGCUAGGCUUGAAGGCCGACGCUCAGCAAGGAAAGAUCGAAAGUCAAGAGCUUGAUAUCCAGGUGAAGAGUAGGAGGAUCAAUGACUUGGAUUCUGCACGAAGGAUAGCUGAGCACCAAGUUCGUGAGCUCAUUGCCUCAUCCCAGGACAGCCAGAAGAACAAGGAAGCUGAAGUCAAGCUGGCAGUCAGGGAAGGGAAGAAAGAGGUUGCCGAAGCUUAUGGCAAGAUCUUAGCCUGUGUUCAAGAGAAGUUCGCUAAGAAGAAGGAAGAGGUCAGUGCUUUGGUUUACGCUCAGGAGCUCCAAGCUAACUGUUGUGAUAUUUUUGUGUAA